CGAAUCUUAGGCAACCUGACUCGAGCAUUUUAUCUAUGCCGAGACGGACCCUUGUCGGCCGUUGACCUGCCACAUGGCAGCGAGGCACCUCAUCAGAACGGGCGAGCUGCAUGGCCAUCGAUGUGCACGGGCCUCGUCCGCCCACGCGGGUACAACCCUCCUCGGACGAUCCAUCGACUUGGGAGCGACCCUCAUCAGUCGAUCAAAGUCGGGGGUCGGAACUCCGAGAAUGCUCUUCUCGGGCCUGGUUUCCGAGUCUGCUAAGGCGUUGGUCGUGCAAUUGGUGCUGUCGGCCCCUGGUUGGUGCAGAUGCAGUUCCUCCGAAACAAACGGGGCGCUGUGUGAGGGUUCUGUGACCAAAACGUCCAGUUCAAAACCCGGCCACGCUAGGCUGCUUGCUGCCCUCAUCGAAUCGUGCUACAUCAUCCUUGAGCAGAACCGCGAUCUUGGACACGCGCGGUGUGUGAAACGAACCCAGGAGGCGAUUGAUGAGAAUUGGUCAUGGACCUGGUAUCUUCCGUUGAACGGUAGGGCUGGAGAAGGACGGGCCGUCCCCCGGAGUUCCGGGAGAGAGAAACCAAGGAAAAACGAAAGAUACAGGGGCUCGCUUCCCACGGCAAACUCCGACAAAGACCCCCCUUCUCCAGACUCCACUGUCCGAGCGCGGCUAGAGUGCGAGGGGCGGACACUGCACUGGCUUGGGAUAGCAGCUCGCUAAUUUGUCACCAGCGCACACGCGGCUCCACGUCAACAGCAACACGGGCAAAUGGGAUGGAAAAUAAACACAGCAAAACCCCGCGGCCCCAGGCUUUCCCUAUCCCCGCGUCUCCCCGCGGGCACCUUACCGACGCUAUUGUAUAGGGCAGAUCCACGACGACAAUGGAAGACUGAACCAUUCGACGUGCUUUGUUUCUCCCUCCUAGCGAAUUGUACCAGAAAGUGAUCGUCUGGUGGUCCUUGCCGGUCGGCUUAAUUAUACCGAGCCGCAAUAAAUAU
Messenger RNA from Parathielavia appendiculata, 996 nucleotides. RefSeq lists its product as uncharacterized. NCBI's taxonomy places the organism in Eukaryota, Fungi, Ascomycota, Sordariomycetes, Sordariales, Chaetomiaceae. The transcript has a single exon. Bases 74 to 718 code for a protein of 214 amino acids. The record is from RefSeq and is a predicted model, not a curated record.